UUCGUAGCCGCACCAAAAUUGUGUUUUUGAAUAAAAAAUGGCUAAUAUUGUUCAAAAAUACAUAAACUUCUCUAAGAAGGAGCUAGAACAGUUUGCAUCAAACUCGGAUUCGUGCGUGCGACACGUCAACACAGACAUGCACCUCUCCAUGGGGCCUUACGGCAUGGCCGAUUUCAAGCAUGCGUUGCACGAGCUACUUAUCCGCACCAAAGUGGGCAUAUACGAUGCCAACCUAAAUGGGAUUGUGCUGGGUAUUAAGAACAUCAAGUUACUAGGUAACUCAGCUGCUUUGCGCGCCGACGAUCCCUCCAUCCACCUGUUAAUCAAUGCCGACUUCUACGUGUUUCGGCCCGAGGCGGGCGCUGUGCUCAGUGGAAUUGUGCGGCACAUAUCGAAGCAUCAAGUCAGCGCCGUUCUCUACAGAGUGUUUAAUACUAAAAUUCGGUUUACGAACCGAAAAAUGCAUGAAGGCAUUACUAUGGAACAGGAUAUUAAAUUUCGCAUUAAAGAUUUCGAUAUAAGCAAUGUUAUGCCCUACAUUGAAGGCGAGCUGUUGAUGGAGGAAAAUGAGCUCCUGAACAACUGCGUAAAGUCUGAGAGUCCAGAACAAGCCGAAGAAAAUCCUAAUCUGGAGUUGAACGGACUGGUUGAAUUAAUUAAGGCAGAACCACUACCCAAGGAUACAGAGAAGGCGAACAAAAAGAAGCGAUCAUCAAAGCGAACAAAAGCAGAAACGACGGUGCUUGAAUCGCCAAACAAAAUGAAACGAAUAAAAAUAGAGCCGAUUUAGUCUCAAACAAAAAAAAGAAGAUCAUUCAAAGUACAAAUCCAAGUAUGUUUCUAAAAUGCAAAGCAAUGUUUUCAAUUCAAUUGAUGUCUUCCAAAUGUGGAAAAACUCA
Messenger RNA from Scaptodrosophila lebanonensis, 899 nucleotides. RefSeq names its product DNA-directed RNA polymerase I subunit RPA43 (gene Polr1F). Gene Ontology annotation, cellular component: RNA polymerase I complex. Lineage: Eukaryota; Metazoa; Arthropoda; Insecta; Diptera; Drosophilidae. Bases 38 to 790 code for a protein of 250 amino acids. Gene Ontology annotation, biological process: DNA-templated transcription initiation. The record is from RefSeq and is a predicted model, not a curated record. The transcript is spliced from 2 exons.